AUGCCGACAGCAAACCUUACCGAUGACGAACGCCGCCGAAUCCUGGAUGAGCUGCUGAAGCAGAGUUUGGGCGGCAAACUGCCACGAGGAGUCCAAGCCAGAGUUGCCAGAGAAUUCAGGUGCUCCGACGCCUCUAUUGGAAGGAUAUGGCACCGAUUCUGUGAGACGGAAGCCAAGGACGGUCUGGGAGAGUGGAAGAGUCGUAUUAAGCAGAAUUCCGGCCGGAAAAAGCAGAAUCGCGACAAAAUUGCCGCUAAAAUCCGGGCUGUUCCUAUUGAAGAAAGGAAGCCAAAUCGGCGACUUGCUCACGCGACAGGCAUCUCCAAGUACUUAGUGCAAGCACUUAUACGUGAAGGCGUAUUGAAGGUGCAUUCAACUCGCACUACACCCUACCUGACGGACAAUAACAAGUUUCGUCGUGUCGAACAUGUCCUUGCAUACAUUGACCCUACAAGCCUCAUGUUCGAUUAA
Molecule: messenger RNA, 471 nt
Organism: Phytophthora nicotianae INRA-310
Lineage: Eukaryota; Oomycota; Peronosporomycetes; Peronosporales; Peronosporaceae
Exons: 1
Coding region: 1-471 (156 amino acids)
Source: RefSeq, a predicted model, not a curated record